Molecule: messenger RNA, 1643 nt
Organism: Musa acuminata AAA Group (dessert banana)
Lineage: Eukaryota; Viridiplantae; Streptophyta; Magnoliopsida; Zingiberales; Musaceae
Product: probable protein S-acyltransferase 14
Exons: 7
Coding region: 181-1128 (315 amino acids)
Molecular function (GO): palmitoyltransferase activity
Source: RefSeq, a predicted model, not a curated record
CAGAUCAUAUCUUGCUUCGGAUGAUGUCUCCUUUCAUCUCUGCCGCUGGCUCCUUUUACGUGCUUGCAGUGAAACCCUAAAUAUUGGAUCGUCGAGGGAAAGGGAGGGGAGGCGGAAAACGAGGCGAAUAGAGGAGAGAAGGCAUCUCUCACCUCUUCACGCCCUGAGGGCAAGGGGCCGAUGCACAGAUCGGUGGCGGUGGUCAUGGCGUGGAACGUGUUCAAGUUCUGCACCGCGUUGCGGGCUCUCGGAUCCCUCAUGAUUCUUCUCGUCCUUGGCAUCGUGGGGGUCAGCUACUACGCCGUCGUCGCCGCUAAUUACGGCCCCGUACUCCUCAGUGUUGGCGGAGUCGAUUCGCUCAUGGCCCUCGCCGUCUUGGUGCCCUUCCAUGUCCUGUUGGGAUUGCUUUUGUGGAGCUAUUUCUCUGUUGUAUUCCGAGACCCUGGCAGGGUCCCAUCAAAUUGGAAGCCUCCUGCAGAUGAAGAGAUAGGAGAGACUGCUCCGUUAACCAGCUUGGAGUUCAGUAAUCAUAUUCUUAAUUUGCAACAACUAGGGCGCCUUGAAGACACUGGAAGUCAAAUGAUAAGAUACUGCAGGAAGUGCAACCAGUUGAAGCCACCUCGCUGUCAUCAUUGUUCUGUUUGUGGGAGAUGUGUACUUAAGAUGGAUCAUCACUGCAUAUGGGUCGUAAACUGUGUGGGCGCUUUAAAUUAUAAGUUUUUUCUUCUUUUUCUGUUUUACACAUUUCUUGAGACAACUCUUGUUACUCUUUCUCUCUUUCCCCAUUUUAUUGCCUUCUUUAAAGAUGUGGAGAUUCCUGGAACACCGGGAAAGCUUGCAACUACUUUUCUCGCAUUUGUGCUGAAUUUGGCUUUUGCAUUAAGUGUUCUUGGAUUUCUGAUCAUGCAUAUAACCUUGGUGGCAAGAAAUACUACGACUAUUGAGGCAUAUGAGAAAACAACUCCAAAAUGGAAGUUUGAUCUGGGCCGAAAGAAGAACUUUGAGCAGGUGUUCGGAACAAAUAAGAGGUACUGGUUCAUCCCUGCAUACUCUGAGGAGGAUUUGAGAAGAAUGCCAGCUCUACAAGGGCUUGAAUACCCCACCAAGCCACACCUCGAUGUACAGUAGUUAUAAUAUGGUGAUGUCAGGAAGAGAUAAUCGUUGGUACCUUCAUGUUCUGAGGAGAAUUUGAGAAGAAUGCCUGCGCUGUAAGGAGUCGAAUAUACUGACAGGCCAGAGCUCUCAAGUGUCGAUGUCCUGUCGGAACUACCCGAAAUAGCUGUGUACAUGCAAACCACUGGCCUUGUAGUGCUGUUCUGCAACCCUCUCUCCUGCACCUUUCACUCUUCACUUGCAACACUAAUACUGUGUGAAGGUAAGAUAACUUGAGAGAGGAAAGGUUAUUGAGAUAGGAAAAUUUUAGAAGUUGUCUAUGUUUAAUAGCAUUUAGAAAUAUGUUGUCACUGGUGAUAUUUGAUGGAGCAGAGUUACAGAGUACAAUUCAACGGUGAUGUCAUAAUAUGCAUGCAGAACUUUUCUUGGUCAUGCAGAAACCAGUUUUCAAGAUUGUAGAUGCUUAUAUUUAGAUGAUGAACCAAAGUCGAAUGCAUCAUGAAAUGGACCAAUCUUCCUCUACUUAUUUA